AAAAGUACCUUUUCCAAGUCAUUUACCCAGCCAGAGAACGAUUCAUUAUUUUUAGCCCCUGCCAGCUGAAUUAACAUUGCAGGCGGUGUGAAGACGUCAUCCCUGCAAGAUGGGCAGCAUGUUUCAGGAGAUCAUAGCCUUUGUUUUAGCUACGUCGGGCUGGAUACUGGAGUCUUCCACCGUGUCGAUGGACGACUGGAAGGUCUCCUCAGACGAUGGAUCUGUAAUUACCUCGUCUUCCUUCUUUGCCAAUCUGUGGAAGCACUGUGUGACUGAUUCAACAGGGAUCUCCAACUGCAGAGACUUUCCAUCAAUGCUGGCACUGGAUGGUUACAUCCAGGCUUGCAGGGGAUUGAUGAUCACAGCCAUCUUCUUGGGCUUUUUCGGUUCUGUGUUUGCCCUGGUUGGGAUGAAAUGCACCAAAAUUGGAGGAAGUGAGAAGAAUAAAGCCAGGAUCGCCUGCUUUGCUAGUAUAGAAUUUAUUCUUAGUGGAGUCUGCUCACUUUCUGCCUGUUCUCUCUAUGCACAUCGGAUAACAACAGAGUUUUUUGACCCAAUGUUUAUGUCUCAGAAGUAUGAGCUGGGAGCUGCUCUCUUCAUCGGCUGGGCAGGUGGUAUCCUCUGUAUUCUGGGAGGCAGUGUCUUCUGCUUCUCAGUUGCAGAUUCUUUUUCAAGAAGCCACAGUAAGGCAAAUUAUAUCUACAGACAGACUGCCUCACAUUCCCAUAUCACCGCCUACACGAGAGGGCAGGCGAAGCCUGUAAACGAAAGGCCGGCGGCAGAUAACAGCAGCUCCUCCAGGAUGCAACACUUUGAUAAAAAUGUAUACGUGUAAGAGAGGUGAAUCCAAAUCCCUUUCACCUAAAGCAUUUGGUGGAGUUUAAGUGUUUUACCCUCAGCAUGUAAGAUGCAGCAGCAGUGGUGGGCUCAGUCUAACAGCUGCAGAGGUUAAUGAUACAGAUUUGUGCCUCACCAGGAUUUUAGUUUUAAACUAUUAGAUUUUUUUAAGGCAUGUUACUUUUAAGGUUUUCUGAUAUGGUUCGCUCAGUGAUCUUUUUUAUGCCUUUUAUAGGUUCUGAAUAAAAAAAAACAAUAAAACUGGUCCAAAAAGGA
Molecule: messenger RNA, 1113 nt
Organism: Girardinichthys multiradiatus
Lineage: Eukaryota; Metazoa; Chordata; Actinopteri; Cyprinodontiformes; Goodeidae
Product: claudin-10-like
Exons: 5
Coding region: 110-835 (241 amino acids)
Biological process (GO): cell adhesion; bicellular tight junction assembly
Cellular component (GO): plasma membrane; bicellular tight junction
Molecular function (GO): structural molecule activity
Source: RefSeq, a predicted model, not a curated record